Messenger RNA from Durusdinium trenchii, 3057 nucleotides. The record is from the annotation of a GenBank genome assembly. NCBI's taxonomy places the organism in Eukaryota, Dinophyceae, Suessiales, Symbiodiniaceae.
CUAGGGGGUCUUUCUCUUCUUCGAAUAGCUGCCCAUGUCGGAACCGGACAGUGCUCACCGUGGCAUGUACAUUGUGUGGUCAUGGUGCGGACACAGUUGGAGGUCUUUGACCGAGAAGUGGAGUUUUGCACGAUUCCAUGGAGUUCGCUGACUGCACCACGCUCGAUACGCACUGCAGUAAGCUUCUUGUUUCAAGACGACCCCUUCAGCCAAGAAAUCGAGGGCUUUGGUACAAGCUGUCCGCGGUGGAUGCCCGGAUACCAAGCCUUCGGCUCCAGCAACCAUGGCUUUUGCCGAAAGCUGAAGGGAUUGAAACAUGUGUGGAUUCCUCCGCAAGACCCUGCGCCGACACCACAACCGCAUCACCGGCAUCAUCCAAGACCAAGUCCACCGCCACCAACUUCUUGGGAGCCUCCACGCCAAAGCGUGCGCCAACAGCAGAAGAGCUUCGCUUCUGAACAACCCCAGGUGCCCUACACUGCGCCACCUACUCCAGUGCCAAGAAGACUGGCUACUCCUGGACGUGUUCCCCGCGCCCCGAUCACCCCGCUGGCACAGAGGCCCCCGCCUGGCAUCCCCAAGGCCGAAGUGGGUGACGACCUGGCGCCACCGCCGCCUCCACGGCGAACGCCGAAGAAGGCGCCGCCCGUGCCGAUGGAGCCACGGCUGCCGCUGAUUGUGGAGCCAAAGACGAAGGUGGCGCCCAAGAAGGACCCUACAGAGGUUGGAGUGGUCGAAGACGAGGAACCACCUGAAUUGCAGGCUUUACCGCCUGAUGCGGACAAGGUCUUUGGAAAGCUCAUGAAGGAAAGUGUGGAUGCGGAGGAGAAGAAGGCCGUAGAGGAGCUUAUGCCACACAACCCUCCAGGUACUCCGCCUGAAGAACCUUCCUGGCCGCCGCCAAGCUCAGCGCCACCGGUCCAGCCAAUCCCCCCAAGGCGCUAGAUUCUUUUGGGAAGACAAUGAGAAACGUUCGACGUCCUCUGUAGAUGAUGAUGACGAUCAAGAGUUUUUCUUUCUAGACUCUCUUGAUACAGACUCAGAUGGAGUGAGAUGGACAUGUCUAUGAACAACAGCAACAAAAAGGAAGGAAAGAAGGGAAGGAAAGAAGUUGAAAUCAAGAACGGUCUAAAACGGCCUAGAAGGCUCUAAAGGAGGUCAUCGCUAUUAAGUUGGAGGCCAGGAGGCCAUCGCGAAUAGCUCCUCCUCUUGUCCUUUUUCCGUUAAUUGUUGGGGGUUCUCUGCUCCUAGUAGCUUCUUGUUACUAGUAGUACGGCCAGGAGUACUAGUAGCGAUGCCCUUUGCUCCUAGGAGAGAACCUGGCCACAGUCUCUGGCCGAAUCUUGUGUUCCGGUGUUGUGCUGUUGGCCGCGCUGGCGAACCCUGUGUGUGUGUCGUCCUGGUCUCCUCCUGCUGUCCUCGUGCCGCGGUUGCAAACCCUGUGUCCUGCUCUUGUCCUUUGUCCAGGUCUGCCUGUCUUGCUUGUGCACGUUGUCGGCCCUUUUAUCACCGCCUUGUCCGGGCCUUGUUCCCUGCUUGGCCACGCCGCUUGUUCUUUCUCCACCGCCUUGUCUGGGUAUGUUUUCGUGUGGCUAUGAAUGAAACAGUGAUACAGCGAUAGAGAUGUGAUAUCACCCUCGGAUUUUCUCAUGAAAGUGACAUAUAUCCAAUAUCCCAUCGUUUUCAAACAUUUUUGUUUACGCGCAGUUCCCAAACAGCUGGAGGCUCUCGAGAAGUAUGCAUGCAGGUGCUCCCACCAACAUUGGAAUUGGAGGAAUUGACGCCCAAAAAACUAAUGCUAACACUGUUUGGGGUCUAUGCUGGUAUAACUUUUUGCACACCUUUUCGUAAAACCUGAAAAUAUAGACCUGUUCUCUCCUUUCUUGCUGUUCUUAUUUCUCUCUCUUUCUCUCCUUCUCUAGCCCUUAUGAGCCGGGCUACAACUACGGCUGGACGCCCCCGGAGCGAAAGACGCCUUACUCGCCGCCCUGGCCUGGCGGUGCACCACUGACGGCGGUGGAUCGCACAGCGGCGGUAGCCGAAGAGCUGGGAAACGAGGUCAAUGGCGUGGUGCAAACAGCGGAGGAGAGGUGCAAUGGCCUCCAUUCUACUAGCCGCCUGCAACCGCAAGUAUUUCUAUAUGCAUGUAAAGAAUACAAACAGUCAAACAGUCCCCGUCAUCUUCAUAAACUUCAGAAGAAGUAUUCUUGUCAAGAGAAGGAGUUCUUUGUGAAGUAUUUCGUAGCAAGGGUAGUUUCAUCCGACUUUUAAGUUCAGUGUUCCUGCCUUCUAGUUGAUCUCUUACUUGUCUUUGAGUUUGCUGUUAUUGGCAUUGGUGCUUUCUUGUUUGAAAAUGCAAGAAGUAACGGGUAAGCAUGUCUAUGUCCAUGUGCUGGCGCUCAACAGCGGGUUGCGAAGACGAAUGUGAUUGGACGCAAGACAGGGCAGAUCUUUGUGUGCCAACUCUACAGAAACCCUCAAUAGAACGCUGCUAGGGGCUCCUGGCCCUACUACUAGGAGCAAGGACGCUACUAGGGGCUGCUGGCAUCGCUACUAGGAGGAAGGACGCUACUAGUAGCUCCUGGCCUUACUACUAGGAGCAAGGACGCUAUUAGGGGCUGCUGGCAUCGCUACUAGGAGGAAGGACGCUACUAGUAGCUCCUGGCCUUACUACUAGGAGCAAGGACGCUAUUAGGGGCCUCUUGCACUAAGAAGCGCGUCCAUCAAUCGCACAUCGGUACAGGACGUCCUGGUGAACACCCAGAUGUGACACGGAUGCCUCAUCGGCAACCUGGGAUGUCAAAACAUUGAAUUUAGGUUGGACGCCAUUGCUAUUAGGUUUCUUUUUCUCUCGAUUCUUUUUUCUUUGUCAUCUCCUUUUUCUUCAAAACAUUGAUUUGAUAUUCCCGGCGACCUGGGAAGCUGUGCCCAGCGGUGCCCAGCUGAUUCAUGUAGAGGUGCCUGGUACGCUAUCCUUUCGAUCUCACAUUGGGCCAAAGAUGCCCAAAAUCCCUUGGCCCUGACCCCGUUGAAGACCAUUUCGCCUGUCAAACGAAA